AUGCUCGGUCGGCUUCUUGUCUACGCGGCGUGGGUGCUCUCGGUGCUUGCAGCGGAGGCAAACACUACGUUUGCCGCCAGCUCCAACUCGCACGACGCCGUGAUUACGACGCCACGACCAACGACGGCAGUGCUGUCAACGCCAACGACGACCGCGCCGUCGACACCAACGGUCACGCCGUCGACACCAACGGUCACGCCGUCGACACCAACGGUCACGCCGUCGACACCAACAGCCACACCUUCGACGCUGCCACGAACGACAGAGGCCAUCAUCACAGCACCGCCCGCAACAACCACGACACCGACGGCACGAGCGACGCCAGCUCCGACUACGGAAGCACCCCGGCCAACAACGCCUGCAUUGACGACAGCUGUACCAUCCCAGGUCCCGACCAAAACACCCGAGCCGACGACGACUAGACCAACGACCAUGCCUUCGACAACGACACCGCGCACGGUCGCUGUCGUUCAGACGGAGUCAGCGCCAAGCACCACACCUCUCGCGCAGACCGAAGCGGUUGCCAUCACGACGACCGCAGACAUGAUGCACCCUGGUUCCUCGACCUCGGCUACACCUGCCGCCACGAGCUCGACACCAUCGCCCGAAAACACGGGCAGCAACAAGCAAGCGGGGACGUCAUCCGCGGCACCAACGAGUCCGCUGCGAUUUGCAUCUGCCGACGGCGCGCAAAAAGAAAACAACGACGACGACGACGAUCUUCGGACGCCGCCGACGCUCCUCAGCUUCAAGUCGUCGUCGGCGUCGUCGGCGCCAACGUGCUUGGCGUCGCAGCUGCCAUUGACAACGCCCAAGAGCCUACCCGACGCGCGCUUUGAGUACGAGCCGUCGUACGCUUUGGAGGCCUUUCACCGCGAACUCGACCCGUUUGAGAUGGAGACCGAGUCAUAUGGCAAUGACUCCAAGCCCGACUACGCCGAGUUUCUCAUGCUGGAGCAGACGCCGCGGAGCUCGAGCCAGUCCGAGACGUUGUAUGCAGCGAGCUCGCCCCGUAGUUCGAACGAGUCGAUCUUCCUUCCGACGCAAAACGAGUGGAUUGACGCCAUGGACCGCGAUUCGCGUCUCGACGACGACGAGCUCGACGAUGCGCGGAGUACGACCGGGUCGACCGUUCGCCGACACAACGAACCUGCAUCGCCCACCGUUGCAAGUAGCUACACAGUCUAG
Messenger RNA from Saprolegnia parasitica CBS 223.65, 1188 nucleotides. RefSeq lists its product as hypothetical. NCBI's taxonomy places the organism in Eukaryota, Oomycota, Saprolegniomycetes, Saprolegniales, Saprolegniaceae. The transcript is spliced from 4 exons. The record is from RefSeq and is a predicted model, not a curated record. Bases 1 to 1188 code for a protein of 395 amino acids.